Molecule: messenger RNA, 1692 nt
Organism: Aspergillus heteromorphus CBS 117.55
Lineage: Eukaryota; Fungi; Ascomycota; Eurotiomycetes; Eurotiales; Aspergillaceae
Product: FAD binding domain protein
Exons: 3
Coding region: 1-1692 (563 amino acids)
Molecular function (GO): oxidoreductase activity; FAD binding
Source: RefSeq, a predicted model, not a curated record
AUGGCAGGCCGUGUUGUUCUUCUCCUCCUCUCGCUGCUGCUUCUCGCAGCCAGUGCAACCAAACCAUGCCCAUGCCGCUGCUUCCCUGGGUCCGCGUGCUGGCCAUCCCCGCAGCGCUGGAAUGCCUUCAACCACACGCUUGGAGGCAAGCUUGUGGCUACAGUGCCCGCGGCGAGUGUCUGCCACCCCAACAGCACGUUCCUCCCCUACGACGCCGAUGCCUGUCAUGACUUGCUUGACAGGUGGCAGGUGACCGACACUCACUCCGAGACGAGCUACUCACCCAUGGCCGCGUGGUUUGCCAACUUCUCCUGCGACCCUCACCUGCCCAACACCCCCUGCACCAUUGACUCGCUGGUCCAGUAUGCCGUCAAUGCCAGCAGCGCGGAGGACUAUCUGGUGACCAUCAACUUUGCCCAGGCUCAUAACAUCCGCCUGGUCAUCCGCAACACCGGCCAUGAUUUCCUCGGCAGAUCCACGGGCGCUGGGGCCCUGGCGCUCUGGACUCACCAUCUGAAGGAUAUCGAGAUUUUCAACUACACGUCGCGGAGCUGGUCCGGCCCGGCUAUCAAGGUGGGCGCCGGCGUGCAGGUCAUGGAGGCCUUGGAUGCCGCACAUAAACAGGGCUACGUGGUCGUGGGCGGCAACUGUCAGACGGUGGGCAUCGCGGGCGGUUACGCGCAGGGUGGAGGCCACGGCCAGCUGGUGUCGAUGUACGGCCUGGCUGCCGACCAGGUGCUGGAGUGGGAGAUUAUCACCGCCACUGGCAUGCACUGGACCGCCUCUCCGUCGGACAAUUCCGAGUUGCAUUGGGCCUUGAGCGGUGGUGGCGGUGGCACCUAUGCCGCUGUUCUGUCCAUGACCAGCAAGCUGUACCCUGAUUUCACGACCGUGAGCGCCAACCUCACCUUCACUGAUGCCGGAGUGAGCCAGGACGUCUUCUGGGAAGCCAUCGAGACCUACAUCCGGGACAUGGUUACCCUGACGGACCUGGGCGGCGUGGCUAUCUGGGAGGUCGCCAAUGGCACCUUCCAAGUCUACCCGACGACGCUGCCAGGCGGCACCAAGGAGCAGCUGCAGGGUCUGAUGCAAGAUACUCUGGAUAUCCUAAAUGACAAUCACAUGCCUUAUGCGUACAACAUCAUCCAGUACGACAGCUUCUACGACAGCUUCACGGACAUGAGCCCCUGGACAACCGUGACGGAAUACCAGCUCGGUGGCCGACUCAUCCCUCGCACCGUCGUCGACAACAAUCUCCCUGCGCUGAUCAACGCCCUCCGCUCAAUCACGGGCUACGGCGCCAUCAUCUCCGGCAUCUCCCUGAACGUGUCGCGGGUUGAUGUCCCCAACAACGCGGUCACCCCGUCGUGGCGCGAUGCGCAGAUCGAUAUCGUGCUGGGGACUGCCUUCGACUACUACAAUCGCACCCACGACAUCGUCAACCAGCGACUCAUGACAGACACCCUCCUCCCCCUGCUCGCGACCCUCACCCCCGAGGGCGGCGCGUAUCUGAAUGAGGCGGAUCCGAACCAGCCCGACUGGCAGUGGACGUUCUAUCGUGAUAACUAUGAUCGCCUGAACGCUAUCAAGAAUCGGUAUGAUCCGAAGCAUAUCUUCUAUGGGCUGAAGGCGGUGGGCAGCGAGGUGUGGGAGGAGAUGGGCGAUGGACGGCUGUGUCGGGCUGAUCGCUGA